GUUUCUCAGGCUGGUGGCCCUAGAACCACACAACCAAUAGUAAACCAUACUUACAUAGAACCAGGUAGGGUUGUCAGUGACUUAGCACUUGCAUCCCUUCCCUGUUCUCAGUAUAGUGGGGAAUUGCUUCUCAAAGACUAUGUAGCUGAAUGGAUGGCAGUAGGCCACAUAGCUUCCAACAUGAUAAUGGCUGGUGAUGGCAAUGCAGACAGCCUCUCUCCUUAGGAGCAAGCGUUCACUAUGGUUCUGGUUAUGAGUUGAGUUCAUAUAAUAGCUCCGUAAGCUAGCAAAUGGGCAGAGGACAGGAAGCUGAGCCGGUGGUAUAUACUUCCUUGAGCCUUGCUAGUUACCACCUGCAUGACUGAAUCAAGGAGCAGCAGCUACCCCAGUGGUCUGUUCCAGUGUAAUUGUACCAGAGACACUCGGGAAAUAGAUAGACGGUUGGAAAAGAAACUGAAGAUUACACAAAAGGAAAGCAGAAAAUCAAAAUCUCCUCCUAAAGUGCCGAUUGUCAUUCAGGACGACAGCCUUCCCUCAGGUCCUCCUCCACAGAUCAGGAUCUUAAAGAGGCCCACAACUAAUGGUGUGCUUAGUAACCCCAACUCUGUGAGCAGACCAGCUUAUCCAGUAAAGUCUCUGGCACAGAGAGAAGCAGAAUACGCAGAAGCCAGAAAACGAAUUCUGGGCAGCGCAAGUCCAGAAGAGGAACAGGAGAAACCCAUUCUAGACAGGCCAACAAGGAUCUCCCAGCCAGAAGAUUCCAGGCAGCCCAAUAAUGUGAUACGGCAGCCACUGGGCCCUGAUGGUUCACAAGGCUUCAAACAACGCAGAUAGAUAUGGGCAAGAGAUCACACUGUCAAAAGCAGGGUCAGCUGCCACGGGUUGCACUGCCGUGGUGGACAAAUGGACUUGAGCAGAGGGAACUACCUGGUUUACUUGCACUGUGAUCCCUUUGCUCUGCCCACUGUGACCUUGAACCCCAUGCACUGUGACCCCCUGCUCCACCCACUGUGAUUGGCACACCGACGAGGGCUGUCCCAAGUCACUGUAAAAGGAAGGGGGGUACAUUAAGGACUCUGAACUGAUGCAGAGUCGUGUGUGCCACUUCAGUUGAAGCUAGCGCCAGCAAUAAUGUUUA
Molecule: messenger RNA, 1138 nt
Organism: Dermochelys coriacea (leatherback sea turtle)
Lineage: Eukaryota; Metazoa; Chordata; Testudines; Dermochelyidae
Gene: SZRD1
Product: SUZ RNA binding domain containing 1
Exons: 4
Coding region: 358-834 (158 amino acids)
Source: RefSeq, a predicted model, not a curated record